Molecule: messenger RNA, 300 nt
Organism: Anisakis simplex (herring worm)
Lineage: Eukaryota; Metazoa; Nematoda; Chromadorea; Rhabditida; Anisakidae
Source: the annotation of a GenBank genome assembly
GAACUGAUUGAUACGGGUGUUUUUUAUCUGAUGAAACAAAGUAGAAAGACGAAAGAGGAUGAUAGCUGGACGAUGAACGAACAAGCUGAAAGAAUCGUCAGCAAUUUGGUGCAGAAAUGCGAUUCGUCCUCACUGGUAAUUGCCGUUGGGAACGGUACGGCGAGUCGACCAACGCAGUGCGCUAUCGCUUCCCUUAUCAAGCGCAAUAUAUUCGCACCAAUUACCGUGAAGUUUUGGUCUCUUUCAACAGCUUCAUUAAAAUUUGCCUUUUCUUCUCGUAAACUACACAAAACAUUAUAA